AUGCAAUACUGGCCGUUCCCGCCCAACCCUGCAGAGUUCAACAACUUCCCCGGCGCACAGGCCAUCAACGUCGCCAACUACCAGCAGCAGCCGUGCUACAGCCCGAUGCAGUUCGUCGCCGCCGGCGGGGAGCCACAGGACCAGCAACAAGCCGACGGCCGGAGCGAGGGCGCCGACGGCCAGACCCAGGGCCUGGAGGACGACUACGACGGCGAGGCCCUGACGGACUCCAGCUCCGAAGAGUAG
This is a messenger RNA of Triticum turgidum subsp. durum (durum wheat), 246 nucleotides long. The record is from the annotation of a GenBank genome assembly. NCBI's taxonomy places the organism in Eukaryota, Viridiplantae, Streptophyta, Magnoliopsida, Poales, Poaceae.